Molecule: messenger RNA, 437 nt
Organism: Myotis davidii
Lineage: Eukaryota; Metazoa; Chordata; Mammalia; Chiroptera; Vespertilionidae
Gene: RPS28
Product: ribosomal protein S28
Exons: 4
Coding region: 64-348 (94 amino acids)
Biological process (GO): ribosomal small subunit assembly; translation; maturation of SSU-rRNA
Cellular component (GO): cytosolic small ribosomal subunit; ribosome
Molecular function (GO): structural constituent of ribosome
Source: RefSeq, a predicted model, not a curated record
GACGGCGUAUAAAGACGCUCCCCUAAGCACGUGACUCCUUUCCGCCCGACUGUUGCCGCCAUCAUGGACACGAGUCGUGUGCAGCCUAUCAAGCUAGCCCGGGUCACCAAGGUGCUGGGCAGGACCGGUUCCCAGGGACAGUGCACGCAGGUGAGGCGUGGGGCCGCCCGGGAUCGGAACUGCCCCUCGUGGAAUCCGAGAACCCUUUGUCCCAGGUUCCUGGAGGUCCGCGUGGAGUUCAUGGACGACACGAGCCGCUCCAUCAUCCGCAACGUGAAAGGCCCUGUGCGCGAGGGCGACGUGCUCACUCUGCUGGAGUCGGAGCGAGAGGCUCGGAGGCUGCGCUGAACUGGUGCCUGGGUCCUGGCUGGCUGGGUGAACCACAUAGCCCAUGGGGAAGAUGCUCCACUGUUAAUAAAGCGUUUGUGUAAAUUCGG